Messenger RNA from Postia placenta MAD-698-R-SB12, 537 nucleotides. RefSeq lists its product as hypothetical. The transcript has 2 exons. Lineage: Eukaryota; Fungi; Basidiomycota; Agaricomycetes; Polyporales; Adustoporiaceae. The annotation marks the transcript as partial. The record is from RefSeq and is a predicted model, not a curated record.
GCCUGCUUUGGCAAUCUUGACAAUGCCGCCGCUACACAAGUAGAGCUAGCCAAGCUUUGUGCUGACAAAUCAAUGCGUGAAAGGUGCACUGCCACGGAGUUCUCCACGCUGUUCAAGGGUCUGGGUCCGGCAGAUCAAUCUGAGUAUGGAGACUUGGAACUCCGCGACAAGUACCUAAGCAGCAUCCCCACCCAGGUCUACUGCAAAAUCGAGCUCGAGACAUUCACUACAUGGGAAGACGCUGAUAAGCGCGCCAAUGAAGUGGAACAGAUAUUCAACAUCAGCUGGGCCCAUCGGCCCAAGUUGAACAGUUUCUUCUCGGCUCAAGGAGGUGGAUGUGGUGGAGCACACAGUGAUGCACCCUGGUCACAAGAUGCUUCAGCCAGCAUCAAUGUGGCCAUUGGAAAAGGAGACUUCCCCGGCAGUUGCUAUGGCUGCGGGAAGAAGGGGUACUGUCGCUUCAAGUGCCCCGACUGUAAGGACAAGCCUUACACAAAACGCGCUGAUGCAUGGGCUACGGUUGCCUCAAGUUCUACU